GAUCUUAAUUCCGCCUCUUCUUCAUCGCCCACCGCACCCACCACACAUUUCGUUUCAACAACAUGUCCAGUGUGUUUGACAAUUCCGUGCAUUCUGGCUUCCAGGUGGCUGCCGCCUCCGUCAACUCGACCAGCCCUACUUUUCAACAAACCUAUGCCGCCGUAUCUGGCUUGGCGGGCUUGAGCUGGAUAGAGAAGUUGUGGGCAUCGUACUACACGUGGAUCGGCAAUGACUUGUUCGCCACAGGGCUCCUCUUCUUCACCCUCCACGAAGUUAUGUACUUUGGCCGCUGCUUGCCGUGGUUCAUCAUCGACCGUAUUCCAUAUUUCAACCGCUGGAAGAUCCAGGACACCAAGAUGCCAUCCAACCGGGAGCAGUGGGAGUGCUUGAAGUCGGUUUUGACCUCCCAUUUCCUUGUAGAGGCUUUCCCUAUCUGGUUCUUCCAUCCGUUGUGCCAGAAGAUCGGGAUUUCGCACGACGUGCCGUUCCCGUCCUUGGCCACCAUGGCCUGGCAGAUUGCCAUGUUCUUCGUGUUGGAGGACGCUUGGCACUACUGGACCCACAGGGCAAUGCACUACGGGAGUUUGUACAAGAUGAUCCACAAGCAGCACCACAGAUACGCCGCGCCGUUCGGACUCACCGCCGAGUACGCCCAUCCGGUUGAGGUCAUGGUGUUGGGUUUCGGUACCGUUGGGAUUCCUAUCGUCUUUGUCUUGCUCACCCGCAACUUGCACUUGUUCACCGUCUGUGUCUGGAUUGUUGGGAGAUUGUGGCAGGCAGUUGACGCUCAUUCCGGUUACGAGUUCCCGUGGUCUUUGCACCACUUUUUGCCUUUCUGGGCCGGUGCUGAGCACCACGACGAGCACCACCAUCACUUUAUUGGUAACUAUGCUUCGUCUUUCAGAUUCUGGGACUACGUCUUGCAGACCGAGGCGGGUGUUCCAGCCAAGCAGAGUAGAGAGUCCAAGAUGAGGGGUGCUGCCGAGGGAAAGGCCAAGAAGAAUAUCUAGAUGUCAAUAAGGCCAAAGAUAAGGCCAAGGAUAUCAGGAGAAGAAAAGUCUGAGUUGAGAAAGUCCGGCCAAGAUUAUGGCUAAACUCUGUAAAGCGAUAUCUAUAAAUCCUGGUGCUUACAUCGUUGCUAGUGUGCACCUUUUUACUAUUUAUCAUAGCAUCCUAAUUUCCGAAUAAAGAAUAUUAAUAAUUAAAGCUGUCUCCUUUUCAUCUAGACGUCUUCCAAUCCCUUUCAUUGGCUCUUCGGGUUCAUGUCAGGGAUGCAGACACACGAAUCCCCAGUGUCGUCUGGUACGACUGAAUUCCUCGUAUCAUUUCCCAUCCAUUUACAUCUCGCAGUUUAGCUUCCAGUAAAUGCCUGCAUGUAGGGAGCAAUCUCUCUUUUUUUUAGUCUCUUCGGCCAAACUCGGUUUCUUCUCGGUUAAAAAGGUUAUAUGCAG
Babjeviella inositovora NRRL Y-12698 is the source of this 1451-nucleotide messenger RNA. Its product is annotated as sterol desaturase family protein. The record is from RefSeq and is a predicted model, not a curated record. Gene Ontology annotation, biological process: ergosterol biosynthetic process. The transcript has a single exon. NCBI's taxonomy places the organism in Eukaryota, Fungi, Ascomycota, Pichiomycetes, Serinales. Gene Ontology annotation, molecular function: C-4 methylsterol oxidase activity; iron ion binding. Bases 63 to 1010 code for a protein of 315 amino acids.